UGGCUGAUGGUUGCACGUGGUGUGACCAGGUGUGACAGAAAGGUCUUCCUGUGAGAAAAAAAUAGAAUAGAAUUUUUAUCGUAUUCUGUAAGAAUUACGUUCUGGAUGGAAAAGCUUUAAAAAUAAAGUAAAGAAGAAAAAUAAUUUUAUUACACGAGAAUUCUUUCUUGCUGCGAAAAUCUAAAAAAGAAAAGAAGAAAAGAAUGGAGUUUAUGCACUUUGAUAAUGACGAUGUGCCGUUUGAUAAUCAAGAGAUUGAGACAGCACAACAAACCAUUAUAAAAAAUAUCAAUUCUCAUUUAAAUCAAGCACGAUACGAUGGUUUACUUAUGCUGGAUAGAUUUCUGCCUACUUGUUCCAAGGAUGCAUUAUCAAAGUAUGGUUCAUUCUGGAUAACCAAUGCUAUUAAAAUUGUGGAAAAUGUGCAUAGUAGUACACAAGAUUUAACACUGGCAUGCAAAGUGUUAGGAUUUCUAAUCGAACAUUGCAAAAAUAUCCCAGAAUUACAUAAGCAGAUUUCCACACGAAAUAUAAAACAAAUCAUAAGUGCACUUACUGCUUUACAAGUAGAGGCAAAAUGUGGAGCGGUGUAUUAUUUAAUAGCUGUUAUGGUAUAUCAUUACCCUGAAGUUUGCGACCGAUUUCAGGAAUUGAUAAAGAAAAUGAUAUUACUACAAAUUGAUUCUACAGAUGAAAAUUUGGUUAUUGCAAGUGCAAAGUGCUAUGUUCUUCUUUCUAAAGCAACAGAGCGUUCAUUUAAAUCACCAGAAGCUACAUCUGCAUAUACCAGAUUCAUAUAUAAUGAAAUGUUGCUUUGUAAUAGUUUACAUGCUAUAAUGGAUGAAUUAUUUUGUGAAUUAAUCGAACUGGAAAAUGUGGAUAUUGGAGAUCAUUUAGAAUUAUUAUCCAUAACUGAUAAGAACAUAGUACAAAAUUACAACAAACAGAAACAGAGAUUUUCAAAUUUGUGCAUCUAUCUCUCCACAAUGUUGCAGGGAUAUGAAGCAAGAAGUUCUGUUUUGCCUCAGAUUAUUUUACAGGUUUUGUGUCGAGGAUUGACAAUUACACCAUUAAAUAUAAAAAACAAAACUUCUUCUAAGGAACAGAUGUUAUAUGUAAUCUUACCAAAAUUACAUAUCAGUUUGCUCUCAGUUUUGGAUGCAUUAAUAAAUAGAUUUGCACAGGAGUUAGUACCAUUUGGAAGAACAAUAUUAGAGUUAUUGCAAAAAAUAUUGCAAUGGACAAGCACUGACUUACAAAGUCAAAUGACAUUUAGCAAUAGUAAACCUUUUAGAAACGUAAAAAUACAAGCUUAUAGAUGUCUCAGUUCAUGGUUGAUGAAUACCAGUUCAUUGUCGGGUAUAGAGACAAUUGCAAAUGAAUGUCUUAUUUUCAUGUUGAAGGAUAUAACACCAGAACGAGAUCGUAUAUUAUUAACUAUGCAUCAAAAAAUGCCGCAUUUAUCUAAACGAGGGAUAAAACUUUUUAAACAGAGUCAAUAUGAAAAUAUCACAGUUUUGAAUAAUGAAAAAGGUUCUACUAAAAAUUUGGAUGCAGAUUUGUGCAGAGUAACUCUUAUUACUUUGCAGAACAUACUUUCCAGUGGUACCAUUCUGUUGAAAGAAACAUUUUAUAAGACUGUGCUAGGUACUGUGAUUCCUUUAUUAUACAAUCUUUAUUUAAGUUCUUCUGAACAAAACUUUUAUAAAGAAAACAACAAAUGUCGCUUGGAAUUAUUCAGAGUAUUAAAAGCCUUGCAAAUGAAUCCACAUAUUACAAUAGCAUUUCCCAUACAAUAUUGUCUAGAAAUAUCGCAUAUGGCAACUCAUGAUAUUGAUGUAAACAUUGUUCAAGAAGCAAAACUUGCAAUAGCUGAAUCAGAAAAAAUUAUACAUCCUGUUGCACCUACAUUACAAUUACCUCGACAGCAGGAAUCUGAUAAUGAAGUUGAAUUUGAAAAUCAUGUAGAAAAAGUUGUUGCUGCUAGCAAAUCAGACAAAAGAAGUUUAACUGAGGAAGAGCAAGAUGCAAUAUUAUCUGCACGUAAACGGCCCAAAAUAAAAUGUGUUGAAAUAAUACAAAAUGCAGAAAAUAGUAUAGAAUUAAUAGAAGUGAAUAAUAGCACAACAAAUAUAGAUAAAUCUCAGACAGAUGAGAAUUUAUAUGAAGAUAUUAACAAGUUAAAUAAAAAUGGUAGGACUGAAGAAGAGCUUCCUAAAGAUACAGAUGUAAUAUAGAAUUAAUAGAAACGAAUAAUAGCAUAAAGGAUGUAGAUAAAUCUCAGGCAGAUGAGAA
Molecule: messenger RNA, 2295 nt
Organism: Nylanderia fulva
Lineage: Eukaryota; Metazoa; Arthropoda; Insecta; Hymenoptera; Formicidae
Source: RefSeq, a predicted model, not a curated record